CCUAGCCCGAGCAAGUCAGAAAAAAAAGUUGCAGCGGAAAUGGUCAUCUCUAGAUAGAUUUAAUCAAGUCUGUUUCGCCUAGUUAGCAGGCAUUGUGGUUGUCAUGUCCGACGUGACAUAUUAGAUUAUUAGAUCUACAUUUUUAAAUUAUAGUGCUGAUUUAGAAUCUAUAUAGAUCUUGAUCUAUAUUUUUUUUCGUAUGACCUAAGUCGGUCUUUUCAAGCAUUUUGUUCUAAAAGCAUUUCUAAAUGGCAAUUUGUGUAAGUAAUCCUGCUGAUCCUUACUUAAGAAAUGUAACACCGCUUUUGGAGAAUUACUGCAAAAUGAUACAAGAAAUAACAGACCAACCAUUAAAUCUUCAGCUUCAAGAACGUGUCUUGCACGUUGAGAUAUCUUUUGGAACUGAUUUUGUUAAAGUUGAAACAUUUAAUGCUAUAUCAAGGACACAGAGACCAUCUUUCAGUUCUACUUCCACAACACAAGCUUUGUCUAUACUGGAAAUAGCAGCGAUCUAUACAGAGAAAUUGGGAAAUGUUCUAGAAAAAUAUUUCAAAUUUCAAAGUGAUUCGAACAACACAGAGCUGUCAAGGAAAAUUAAAAAGCUUAAAGAAUUGAGUGAUGGAAUUAAUGUUUUUUUAGAACUAAUUGAAAAAAUAAUUGAGCAUUACAACCUUAUGUCUGUAGGAUAUUCUGUAAAUGCAGAAGCACUCCCAAGUUUGGAUGACCUUAAGAAUAAAAAAGAACAGGUUUGUUCGAUAAAGAAAAAGCUUGAGAUAACAGAACUUCACCAAAUAUUUUCAGAUUAUAAAGAUGACUUUAUCGUAUCAGAUGCCACAAUUUUAUGCUCGCUUUUGAGUUUGCACAAGGACUAUCAUAUUUUUCUUGACACUCUGAAAGAUGAAAAAGAAGAGCAUUGUGAUGAUUUUACUUUCAUAUUGAUGCGUUUAAAAGCACGAGAACAGGAUAUAGAAUAUGAUCCUACAGAUAAAGGCUUUGUGGGAUUGUGUACAAAUUUAAUCAGUCUAGGAUUCACCCAAAUGUGUGCUGAGGCUAUAGCAAAAAAACAUACCCCCUGAGUUGAUUGACCUUCAGAUGCCUUCAUAUUGGGCAGAGAGAUUUUUGAAAAAUGUAUUAGUGUAUCAUCCGCUUUUAUUUAAUAAUUCAAGAUAUCCCUAUUCAGAAAAUAGAAAGGAUGAAUGGUUCCAAGAAGAAAUUUCAACAGACAAACGAGAUGAACCCAACGAGGACAUCCUGUCAUUCCAAAUUAAAAUGCUUAAUUGCACCUCAGGAAAUAAAAAAUUGGUCGAAGAUUUUCUGAAAAACGUCAAAGACGAGGACAAAGAUAGUUUAUUAUUAUUUCAUGGAACAACACAUGCUGAAGCUGAGUCUAUUCUGACAUCAGGUAUCAUACUCUCAGCAGGCAAAAAAGGUCAAGACUUCUCAAGUGGGGAUGGAUUCUAUUUGUCAGAGAACCUCGAAGAUGCUGACAAAUGGAGUGGAGCAGCCAGGGGAGAGCACAAAGCUGUUGUUGCAUUUAAAGUUAAAAAGGAAUUGCUGGAUCCAAGUAAAGAACAUGGACUGGACCUUACAGGAGAUCAAGAAACGUGGCAGAGUGUCGUCAAGCUUUGUCGAAAUCAUUAUAACGACAAGAAAGCAAAAGCAAAGCUCUUAAAAAAUGUCUCAUUUAUCAGAGGUCAUACGUGCUUGAAUCCAAUUGAUUUUGCUCAAGGUAGUAAAAGCAAUGCUGAGGGUUUUGGUCGAAGUGAAAUACAGAUCUGUAUCAGAAGUGAAGAUUACUCUGUUAAAUUUGCAAGUUUAAAAAAUAUCUCUUGUGUGAUUUUUUAUUAGAAUGAUUUUCUAAAUAUAUAAACAUGCUGAAACCUUUGCUCAUAGACUAUAUACCUAUCACUAAUUAGUUCACUUGUAGUUGGAAUGUUACCAAAAUGUAUCUUAAAAAAAAAAUUGUGAUGUCUCAUUUUCAGGAUGGAAACAUUAUGUAUACUUUUAAAAAUCUAUUUUUGCACUUCGUCCUUAGAACGUUGAGAAACAAAUGUAUGCUAAGUAAUAUUUUUAAUCAGCGGGCAGAGAUGUAAUUAAUGGGAAGAUAUAGCUCUAGUCCGUUGUAUGGAGAAAUAAGAGGUAACGAUAGUAUAUAUUGAAAACUAUAGAUGAAGAUGAUACAAAUAAAAGGCGCUUCCAGGUUUGAAAUAAUAUCAUGCAUAUUUUUUUUUAUCUUGUUAUAAAUGUAUUACCGGUACUAAUUUUGGAUUUUUACAUAUAUUAACAGUAAAGUAAUUAAUAAUAAUCAUUAGUCUCUCAACUAUUUUUUUACAUAUUUUGAAAUGCUAUACAAAUAUUAUAUUGUGAUCUUAACGAGACGAAUGCACCAUAUUUUAAAGUACAUAAUUGACCUUUCUUAUUAUUAGUAAAAUGAACAACUUUAAUGAACAUAUUCAGAGAAAUUAUUUUUUUUAGAAAUCUUAUAUAUGUAAAUGAAAUAGAUCAUCUUGUUUAUUCAUAUGCUAACAACCAAAUACUAAAUAAAUAAACAAAUUGUCAUGUGUAGUUUUGAUCAAAUGAAUCAAUAAAAUAUUUCCAAACAAAUUA
Messenger RNA from Biomphalaria glabrata, 2607 nucleotides. RefSeq lists its product as uncharacterized. Bases 249 to 1076 code for a protein of 275 amino acids. The transcript has 3 exons. The record is from RefSeq and is a predicted model, not a curated record. NCBI's taxonomy places the organism in Eukaryota, Metazoa, Mollusca, Gastropoda, Planorbidae.